CAGUACAUUGCUGGACUUCCCUGUCCAGCAGCCACAUUGAAACGCGUCAAAGCCUUGUCCGAACCUGUCGUUUUGCGUCCUGUUUCUCCAUGCUUUUUGGUGAGGAUGAAGGCCAUUGAAUAGUCAAAGCAACAGACCACAUGCUUCUGGGUUCGUUUCCAAAUUGAUUCUCAGUUUCUUGGACUUACUCGGUGUAUGGCAGACUAUGUGGAGCUCCUUCUUCGUCAUUCUUUGGUGCCUCUUGGAGAAGAGUGUGGCCAUCAGCAGAAGAUACUACAUUGGAGCCGUGGAGAUAGACUGGAAUUAUGAACCUAACAAUCAAAAGAGGGCAUUCUCCCGCACCACGAUCACUCAGUACAAGAAGGCUGUAUAUAUGGAAUACACGGACUCUACGUUCACACAAACCAAACCUAAGCCAGCUUGGAUGGGUCUUUUGGGCCCAACUAUCCAAGCCGAAGCCCACGACAAAGUGGUUGUGACCUUUAAAAACAUGGCUUCCCAUCCUUUCAGCAUCCACGCGAUUGGAGUGUCCUUUUGGAAAGCUUCUGAAGGAGCCGGCUAUCACGAUCAAACGAGUUGGACCGAGAAAGAAGAUGAUGCGGUGAAACCUGGACAAAUUCACACAUAUGUGUGGGAGAUCUCACAAGAACAUGGGCCAACUGGAGCCGACCCUCAAUGUUUGACUUAUGCCUAUUCCUCCAAAGCGGACAGCGUAAAGGAUGUUAACUCGGGCUUGAUAGGGCCUCUGCUGGUCUGUAAACCAGGGACAUUGAUGAGUAGAAAAACCAAGAGCUUGCUGCAGGAAUUCGUGCUGCUCUUUGCUGUGUUUGAUGAAGGCAAAAGCUGGUACACCCAGCCCAACACUACAGAGAAUGCCUUUUCUGCAAACAGCGGGGCUCAGAUGCACACUAUCAAUGGCUUCAUGCAUUCCCCCCUACCUGAGCUCAAGGUGUGUCAGAAGAGGCCCAUCUACUGGUAUGUCAUUGGCCUUGGAACCAGACCUGAAGUCCACUCCAUUUUCUUCGAGGGACACUCUUUUCUUGUGAGAGACCACCGGCAGGCCACUCUGGACAUCUCCCCAGCCACGUUUCUCACUGCCGAGACUACGCCCAGAACCAAUGGCACGUUUCAGAUGUUCUGCCAAAUUCCAUCCCAUCAACAAGCUGGAAUGGAAACCUUCAUCAAGGUGGAUGCCUGUCCAGACCCACCUGAGAAGAAGAUGAGGAUGGCAGAGCCAAGUGAGGAUGAAGAUGAGUAUGAGGACUAUGAUAUGGAAACUGUGGUUAUCAAGAUGGAAGAUUUUACACCCAGGAUUACCGGCCGUUCCCGUGCCAAGAGGCUGUCUGUGAUGUGGGAGCAUUACAUUGCAGCAGAAGAGGUGGACUGGGACUAUGCCCCAGACAAGCGCUCCAACCAGGAUAAACAGUUUCUGGCACCUGGUCCCCAGCGGAUUGGCUCAAAGUACAAGAAAGUGAGAUUUGUGGAAUAUGAGGAUAGGACCUUCACGAGUCGGAAAGCGUCAAACCCAGCUCAUAUGGGGAUCCUGGGCCCGGUUCUCAAAGGAGAAGUUGGGGAUGAAUUUAUGAUUAUGUUUAAGAACCUCGCUGGACGGCCAUACAACAUAUAUCCCCAUGGCAUCAGCAACGUCACCUCGUUUUUCCAGCUGAAAAAGGCCAAAAAUCUCAAUAUGAAACUGUUGCCUAUUCGGCCUGGCCAGGUGUUUAUAUACAGGUGGAAAAUAAUGCCCGAGGACGGCCCAACCCGAUCUGAUCCCCGUUGCCUGACGCGCUACUAUUCCAGCUCCGUCAAGCCGGCUAAGGAUUUAGCAUCUGGGCUAAUCGGACCUUUACUCAUUUGCCUGAAAGAGACCAUGGACCAAAGAGGCAAUCAGAUUAUGUCGGAUGAAGCAAGGUUCGUGCUGUUUUCUGUCUUCGAUGAAAACCGCAGCUGGUAUUUGGCAGAGAAUAUCAACCGAUCCUGUUCUGAUGCCGCCAAUGUCAACCCCCGUGAUCCCAAUUUCUAUGCCUCCAAUGUCAUGCACAGCAUCAACGGCUACAUUUUCAAUAACCUAGAGAUACGGCUUUGCCGGAACGAAGUGGUGUAUUGGUACAUCCUCAGCGUCGGAGCCCAGACGGAUGUCCUGUCCGUAUUCUUCUCGGGAAAUACCUUCAAGCACAAUACAGUCUUUGAGGAGAUCCUCACGCUUUUCCCUCUCUCCGGAGAGACUGUCUUCAUGUCCAUGGAGAACCCAGGUAUAUGGACACUGGGAUGCUUGAAUCCUGACUUUAGAAAACGAGGAAUGAGUGCCAAAUUGAUUGUUUUCAAGUGCUCACAAGAAGUGGAGUCCGAGGAGGGAGAUUAUGAUUAUGAGGAAACCAUUCCAGAGGACUACAUGAUUCAAGCCAACAUCCUACAACCAAGAGGUUUCCGCAAGAAGAAAGCCCCUUUCCAGCCUUACAUAAAGACUGAUGAUAAUAAUAAUGCCAACUCUACUUCCAAUAAUGAAAUAUUGAAUAAAAAUCAACAUUCAGCUGUAUAUCUUGGACAACCCAACCAGUUUACCAAAUUAAACAGGAACACCAACUCUACAGACCCAUUAUCGCAACCUCAAGAAACGUUAUAUCUGGAUGACAUAUCUUCAUCUUCACCACAAGAUCCAUCCUUCAACAUGGUACCUAAUAAUGUUUUUUCAGCUGCAGAAGAAUCAAUCACACUGUCAACCCCAUCAACGCAAAGCUUCCAAGAACAUUUGAGAAACUCAUCUCUUGCUCAUGAAGAGCCACACCAUAAUGAGAGUUUAUUUGAGACCACAACUCAUCUGGGUCAUGAAAAACUUGGCUUAGAAAUGCCCAAAGAAAGAGAAAGAGCCGGGAUGCUACAAGAAUUGGUACAUUGGGAGAAAGGAGAGGAUAAAAGGCCACCUUCAUCUCAUCCAGUGGAAAAGGUGGAGAUAUUUCAUGAAAGUCCUGUUACCACAAAUCAAUCCAAAGAGGCGUUUGGUAAUGCAGUAUUUGCCGAAAAUCAGACUCUGAAGGCAAUAAUUGAUGGUAGCCUUUCAAAACUAAAUAAAAGAGGUCCAGGUUCCAUCACACUUGAAAGAACUCCAGUGGAAGGUGCAUUGAUGGCAAAUACAGUGUCGAAUGGGGAAGGAGUAUUGAAUGACAGCAAUUCCUUCAACAUGACCAGUGCAUCUGCAUCAUUAAAUGAUUUGGAAAAUGAGCCGGUUUUUCAAGAUAUAUCACUGGAAAUUCAAAACACUGGUCCGCCAAGAGCAACAACAAGCCCCGCAGUUAAAGAGGUAUUAUUGCAGAACUAUGACGCUGUCUCCCAAGAUCCAAACAAUGAUUCAUCUUAUAAAGCAAGCGGCCAAGAGAGCAAAACACUAGCAAUCAGAGAAUCAUUACAGUCAGUAUCACAUACUUCCAAAAUUAUGGAAAAUGAGAGCACCUCAACAUCUACAAGUGGAGAUCUAAAGGGAAUAAAUAGCAUACUUUUUCAGGUUGGGAAAGAGAAGAUGACGCAACUGAGAAUGGACAGAACGACUGAAAGCCCAGAUGUUUUGAAUGAACACAACUCCUUCUUUGCACAGAAUGGCAAGACAAUAGAUUCAGAUAGAUUGACUAGCUCCUUAAGCAUUAUAGACAAUGCUAUAUCUACUAAUGACAAGCUGGAUAGUAAUGAUAGAACACAUGCCUUUUACUAUUAUGAAGGAACAGAUAAUUUAACACACCAAGACAUUUCCCAAGAUGUUAACCAAGGCAACAAUCAAUCUGGAAGGGAGAACGAAGCCAUCCUCAGUAGGAGUCAACCCAAGAGUAUCCUACAUUCCUUAGAACCCCUAAAUACACUUACAGAGAAAAAUGUUACACAACUGAGGCCAACAGAUGCCAAAUUAAAGGUUUCUGAAGAAAAAGAAGAUGUUCUUCACCAAGGUCAUACAUUUUCGUUACAAUCAGUUGACUUGGGACAUGGCACCGUUUCUGAAGAGCCUGAAAGGAAAGGAGAGAGCCAGGUACGAUCGCAACUAGACUUUCAGAGUCAUGAAAAGUUGGCAGAUGAAACAAAGAUGACAUCCUGCAAACCGGGUUCCCCUGCAUGUGGUGGCCACUUGGAGAAACGGUCACUGAAGGUGCUUUCUGUCACAUCAAAAGAAACAAGUACAUCAAUGAUAAAUGAAACAAAAAGUUCUAGUGAAGCUGAAGGACAAGCUUUGCUCAGUGUUAAUAUGAAGAAGGGAAACAGUGAGGCUUCUAUACCAAAGGCAAAUAUCAUAGUUGAGGCAGCAGAAGGGAAUCAAAAAGCUUCUCCUGGCAGGACAACAGUUGCAUCUCCUCCACCAAACUCAGUCAGAUACGUCUCAGACUCACAUUCCAUGAACAUCUCUGUUUCUCAAUCAAAAAUAACAGAGACAAUCACUCAAGAUGGAAGCAAACAAAACUCAAAAGUCGGACGCUUCAUUCAACUGGAGGAUGCCAAAAGUACUAAUGCGAUUCCUGAGUCUAGGGGAACAAUAACUUUGAGAGACUAUUAUAUAAAAAACAAACCAGGACUGAGCCCCACUGUCGUUGCAGGAAGAGAGCACACAGAUGUCACUUCGACCCCCCAGAAGACCACUGAGCAGACCAAUGAGGUUGGACUUACUGAAGCAAAGGAAUCCCCAGCGAUGCAGUGUGUUGAUCUAGAAACUCCUUUGGAAUCACAUCUGAGAGAUUCUGGUGUAGAUUAUGAGCAAACAUUAAGGAACGAGUCUUUGUUUGGUGCCACAAAAAGGGAGGAGCUUGGGAUUUCAACCAAAAGGGCCUCAGCAGACAAUGAUGUGCUUGCUCAAGAGGACUCGACCAUCAACCAGAACCUCCAAGAUGAACCAACGGAUGAAGUCAAGGAAUUUGGUGGUGAAGGAGGCAAUAUUCCUCCCCUCAGGAGUAAACAGGGGGGAGGAACAGAGGCCGACAUUCAGACACCCAGGAAAGGUGAAAGCACAGAAAUGAUCAAUUCCAUAUCACCUUCUGGCUUCAGCAGACCAGUCAAGACAAACUUCUCAAAGAAUCUGAAAGGGCCAUCUGACUAUGACGACUACAGUAACACAGAAGAGACCUUGGAGGAAUUUGACAUUUAUGGAGAAGAUGAGCAUGAUCCACGGACUAUGACAGGGAAAGUACGGCAAUAUUACAUUGCAGCGGUUGAAGUGAUGUGGGAUUAUGGAAGUCAUCUUCCUUCACCGUAUCUCCCAGACCAGGAUUUGAAGAACAAGCCAUCCACGAAGUAUAAGAAAGUUGUCUACAGAGGGUACCUUGAUCGGACCUUUACUCAGCCAUAUGUCUGCGGAGAGUUGGAUGAACAUUUGGGCAUCUUGGGGCCAUAUAUCCGGGGACAGGUUGGAGAUGUCAUCAUGGUGACAUUUAAGAACAUGGCUUCUCGCCCGUACUCCUUCCAUUCCAACUUGCUGCCCUACGAGGGAACGAUGGAAGAGCGGCGGCAGCCGUGGAGGGAGGAAGUGCAGCCAGGCGAGAUCAGGGAGUAUUCCUUCACGGUCUUGCAGCAAAUGGCUCCUACGACCCAUGAAUUUGACUGCAAAGCGUGGGCAUACUUCUCUAGUGUGGAUCUGGAGAAAGACCUACACUCCGGUCUCAUUGGGCCCCUGGUGAUCUGCCACCCUGGUGUGCUGAGCUCGACCCACCUUCGGCAACUGUCUAUCCAGGAAUUCACUCUGCUGUUCAUGGUCUUUGAUGAGACAAAAAGCUGGUAUUAUGUUGAGAACCUCGAGAGAACCUGCUUGCCCUUCUGUGGAGUCAGUACAGAUGAUCUUGUCUUGAAAACAAACCAUUCAUUCUAUGCUAUCAAUGGCUAUGUGAGAGACACGUUGCCAGGGCUUGUGAUGGGUCAACACCAGAGGGUCAGGUGGUACCUGCUGAAUGCAGGUGAUGCUGAGGAUAUCCAUUCUGUCCACUUCCACGGACAAGUCUUCACCAUCAGAAAGGACCAAGAGUACCGCAUGGGGGUCUACAACCUCUAUUCUGGAACGUUUGAAACGGUGGAAAUGCAGCCAUCCCAUCCUGGGAUUUGGCGCGUGGAGUGUGCCGUUGGGGAGCAUGAGCAGGCUGGAAUGAGCGCCCUGUUCUUAGUGUAUGACAAGCGGUGUCAAACGCCUUUGGGCCUGGCUUCUGGGUACAUUGCAGACUCUCAGAUUACAGCGUCAAGUCACCAUGGUGAAUGGGUCCCGAGUUUAUCCAGGUUGCACAAAUCGGGGUCAAUCAAUGCCUGGAGUACGGACCAGGAGAAAGCUUGGAUUCAGGUGGAUCUGCUGCAUCCAAAGAUCAUCCAUGGAAUCAAGACGCAAGGAGCACGUCAAAAGUUCUCCAAGCUCUACAUUUCCCAGUUUGUCAUCUUCUACAGCCUGGAUGGCGAGAGGUGGAAGGCUUAUAAAGGCAAUGCCACCAGCUCUGAGAUGUUAUUCUUUGGAAACGUGGGUGCGACUGGUGUGAAAGACAAUUCCUUCGACCCUCCGAUUGUCGCGCGCUAUAUCCGCCUUCGCCCGAACUACUUCAACAUCCGCAACACGUUACGCAUGGAGCUCAUCGGCUGUGACCUGAACAGUUGCUCCAUGCCGCUGGGAAUGGAAAGCAAAACCAUCUCCGAUGAACAGAUCUCAGCCUCUUCCUACAUUGACAGUGUCUUCACCACUUGGUCCCCCUUUCAAGCCAGGCUUCACUUGGAGGGCAGAACCAAUGCUUGGAGACCAAAGGUGGAUGGCACGGCCGAAUGGCUCCAGGUGAACUUUCUGAAGACCAUGCGGUUGACAGGGCUGGUGACCCAAGGUGCAAAGGCCGUCUUCACCCACAUGUUUGUGCAGGAAUUUUCUCUCUCAAGCAGCCAGGACGGCACACAUUGGAGUCCUGUUUUGCGAGAUGGAAAAGAGAAGAUUUUCCAGGGAAAUCAAGAUCAUGUCAGCCCAGUGGUAAAUUUCCUGGAUUCUCCCAUUUUUGCGCAGUAUUUGAGGAUACACCCACGCCGCUGGAAUAAACACAUUGCGCUGCGGAUAGAGAUUUUGGGCUGCGACACCCAGCAAAUGAUCUAGUAUGGAUCAAUCUAUAUUUUAUCUCCAUGAGGAUCUUUCAGGCUCCUGAGACACAUUCAAAGGGGAUCCAGUACCAGAAGAGCUGAAAUUACCAAUGCUGACAGUAAAAGAACAUCGCCUGCCUAUUGUUUGAUAACAGCAAUUUUGUAAUAUAAGAGUAUUAAAGUAACUGGAAAUGAUUUUUAAAAUAGA
Molecule: messenger RNA, 7267 nt
Organism: Anolis carolinensis (green anole)
Lineage: Eukaryota; Metazoa; Chordata; Lepidosauria; Squamata; Anolidae
Product: coagulation factor VIII
Exons: 26
Coding region: 206-7075 (2289 amino acids)
Cellular component (GO): plasma membrane
Molecular function (GO): oxidoreductase activity; signaling receptor activity; copper ion binding
Source: RefSeq, a predicted model, not a curated record